Messenger RNA from Dicentrarchus labrax (European seabass), 3339 nucleotides. RefSeq names its product inositol-trisphosphate 3-kinase B (gene itpkb). The record is from RefSeq and is a predicted model, not a curated record. Bases 690 to 3068 code for a protein of 792 amino acids. The transcript has 12 exons. Gene Ontology annotation, cellular component: nucleus; cytoplasm. Gene Ontology annotation, molecular function: inositol tetrakisphosphate kinase activity; inositol-1,4,5-trisphosphate 3-kinase activity. Gene Ontology annotation, biological process: inositol phosphate biosynthetic process. Lineage: Eukaryota; Metazoa; Chordata; Actinopteri; Moronidae.
UGUCGCUUCCGGCUUCACACACUCAGACAAACAGCGCUUUACUACGAACACAGAGGUGUCGAGCUGCACGCAUGACAACAGAAAACCUCCCCAGAAAAACUAUUUAUCCUGAGAGAAAACUGUGAGAGAGGAUUCCACUGGUCGGUACGAAGUGCUUUGAAGUUUUCCUAAAAAAAAUAGAGCCAGAGAGAAAACACUGCUGGAAGAGAAAGACAUUUUGAAAGCCUCUUCUGUGGAGGAGGAGGAGGAGGAGGAUUUUUUUUUGGUGAAAAAGGUGAAGAAGCGAGAGAGAGGACCCGGCGGCAGCGUCGAAACUAGUUCGUGUGUGUGGAAGAAGCCAAAAACAGAGAGAGAGAGAGAGAGAGAGAGAGACAGAGGGGAGAGCAGAUACUAAGUUGUUCUGGUGCACGAGGAGCCGCAUCUUUGCAUGUUGUGUGUGUUUCUAGUGUCAGACACGCAGACAGAGGAGAGUCAUCCUCUGUUCAUUACUAUUGGUAUCUGGCUGUAAUAUCACUCAGACCAAUAAAAGUGUCCCGGAGAAGCCUUGAAGAGGACAGCGCAGAGUGUGCUGCCGCUGCUGACUGAAUGCAGAGGAAACACUGAAAGCUGUUCUCCAAACCUCCCUGCAGCUUCAGGGGAGAUUAUCAGAUGUGUACCCAGCACUCAAAACCCCUGGCCUGGCCGCGGGGAUGGCAGCCUCUGCCCUGAACCUGAACGGCCUCGGAGUCAUGAACAGCAGUAAUCAGUUUCACACCCAGCCAGGCUCCUCUAGUACCACGUCUGCAGCUAGAACUAGUCCAGUGGGUCGACCUGUGCUGCCGGUUCCAGAUCGGAGCACCUACUGUCAGUUACUGGGUGGGGGAGCACUCUACAGCCCGACCAGUCCUAAGACAAGCCCUAGAACCCUGGGUCGAACCUUUGUCUUCCCCCCUUCGCUCUCCCCCAGCCCCACCCCUCGUGCUCGUUCCCCCUCCCCGCGAAGCCCGGAGCUCCUAGGAGUCAAUGUGGGCCAGCGGGUCCGACGACUGAGCUCACCCGGCGGUGAGGAGAGAGGGGAAGGAGAAGGGCAGGAGGAGAGGGGAGGUGAGACGGGAGGAGGAGAGAAGCGAGAGGACAGGAGACGCCAGGCACAGCUGCUGCAGAUACACAGAGAGCUGCAGAACGUCGAGGUCAGGGGAAAAGUUGGCAUUUUUGAGGCGCACAUUUCCGGAAUUCGCGCCCAGGUGCUUAACAGUGAGCUCCAGCGCAGCCCUCGGUCUCCAAGACGAUCGACAAGCGAAACCCCCUCUCAUCCCAGCCAGCAAAACACAGUCCUUGAAUGCCCAAUGACCCACCCACAAGAGAGUAAAGUUCCCCCUGUUGUUCAGAAUGGAAGCGAGAGGGAAGAAGAAACAAUGGGAGGAGAAAGGAGAGAAGGAGGGAAGGAUGAAGGUGAGAUGGACAGCAGUGCUACUAAAACAAACACUGAGAACGAGACAAUGAUUGGUCAAAAUGGACGCCAUUUAGGAGCAACAAUGCAAACUCCCUGUUUAGAUGGACCGUUUGUCAUUCCGGGUUCCCUUGAGGCAUUAAACCCUGAUGCAACCACAGACAGAGAGAAAACAGAGGGAGAAAGACUGAGGGAAAUGGAGGGAGAAAAAGGCGGAGGGGAGGUAGAAAACACACAAAUGUGGGGAGACGAAAGAGAAUGGACAGAGAGAGAAGUGAGAGAUGAGAAAGUGGACCGGUUGUGUCUUGAGAUGCCGCUCCAGACAGAGGCAAAGAGGUUGGAGGUUAACCCGGAAACCCCUGCUUGUCCUCGGGCACAAAGCAGUGAGAGCUCUCCUUCUUUGCUGGACAUCACCAAUCACACCUCAAACCACUCUGCCUCCAUCCCUCCCUCCAUCCCUGCAGUCAUAAUAACUGACCAUGGUUUGGAAAGCCAGCCUCAAACUUCUGAAGGCCCUGGCUCAGACCAGGGACUAUGCUGCACCCCUAGCCCCAGCUCUAGCCCUGUCCCUGGUUCGAACUCCUCCACCCGCUCCCUCAGGAAGCUGUCAUCCUCCUCUGCCUCCUCGGCUGGUUUCUCCUCGUCUUGGGAAGAGUCGGAGGAGGAUGUUUCCAGUGAUACGGAGAAAGGAGAGCAGCUUCUCAACCCGGCACUCCUCAGUUCUAAACAGAAAGCGCACAAGUCUUGGAAGAAGAUUAAGAACAUGGUCCACUGGUCACCGUUUGUCAUGUCCUUCAAGAAGAAAUAUCCCUGGAUACAACUGGCUGGGCACGCAGGGAGCUUCAAGGCGGGAGCCAACGGCCGUAUAUUAAAAAAACACUGUGAUUGUGAGCAGCGCUGUUUGUCCCUCCUGAUGAGGGAUGUGCUGCGCCCAUACGUCCCUGGUUACCACGGAGACGUAGAGAAGGACGGCCAGAAAUACAACCAGAUGGAGGAUCUGUUGGCAGAGUUUGACUACCCGUGUGUGAUGGACUGUAAGAUGGGAGUGAGGACCUACCUCGAGGAAGAGCUGACCAAGGCUCGUAAGAAGCCCUCUCCGAGACCCGACAUGUACCAGAAAAUGAUCGAGGUCGACCCUGAGGCGCCUACGCCGGAGGAAAGCGAGCAGAAAGUGGUGACCAAACCUAGAUACAUGCAGUGGAGAGAGACCAUAAGCUCAACAGCCACCCUGGGAUUUAGGAUAGAGGGAGUCAAGAAGGAGGACGGGACAGUGAACAGAGAUUUUAAGAAAACAAAGACGAGAGAGCAAGUUACUGCAGCCUUCCACGACUUCGUCAAAGGAAAUAAGGACAUACUGACCAGUUAUCUAACCAGGCUGGAGGAAAUCAAAAAAACUCUGGAGAUCUCCCCAUUCUUCAAAACCCAUGAGGUUAUUGGCAGCUCUUUGUUAUUCGUUCACGACAGCAAAGGACGGGCCAAAGUCUGGAUGAUCGACUUUGGGAAAACCACGCCUCUUCCUGAAGGGGAUGAACUUACCCACCGAGCAUCGUGGGUAGAGGGCAACAGAGAAGAUGGUUACCUUUUUGGACUUGAUAGUUUGGUGAACAUCAUUUCAUCCAUGGUAAACUCUGAGACUUGAAGUCUGAGCGAACAUUCGGACACACGACAACCACUUCCAUUCAUUCUUCCAACACUUUGGACUUCCUCAAGGAUUCCUUAACAGUUCUCAUGAUGGAAACCACAUCAUACCAUAACAGUGUGUGGCCAAAUCCAUUCAUGGAUGCAACCUGUCUAUUCAUGUACAGUGGAUUUCAGGAUCUUGCUCUUCCCCAUCCAUAUCCCAUUGUGAUGUGAUCCUUAUAUCCUCAAGACCAGGCCGUAAUAGGCCUUUUUCACAGCAGACAGUUUAA